Messenger RNA from Eriocheir sinensis (Chinese mitten crab), 14793 nucleotides. RefSeq names its product WD repeat and FYVE domain-containing protein 2-like (gene Wdfy2). Gene Ontology annotation, molecular function: metal ion binding; protein binding. The record is from RefSeq and is a predicted model, not a curated record. NCBI's taxonomy places the organism in Eukaryota, Metazoa, Arthropoda, Malacostraca, Decapoda, Varunidae. The coding region runs from base 97 to 1338 and encodes 413 amino acids. The transcript is spliced from 10 exons.
GAGAUUAGAUCAGUCACCUGUGACAUCAAGAUCAAGAGAAAGAAGAGUCAGUGGGCGCCGCCAGUGUUGUUGCCUCCCAUCACAUGACCAGGAGGAAUGGCGGCCGAGAUCAAGCCUCUCCGCGGUGCCCAGCCUGCCAGGACGGCCGCCGCUGACAAGCCAGUGCUGGUGUCCAAGGUGGAGGGCAGUCCGGACGAUAUAAACGCUGCCUCCCUGAUCAAUGGCGGCGAGGGGGUCAUUUCCGUCAGCGAUGAUAAAUCUGUUCGCAUUUGGCAGCGCCGGGAUUCUGGACAGUACUGGCCUAGCGUGUGCCAUUUCCUUCCUUCCAUUCCCACCACUUUCCACUUCCUGGCUGAGCUGAGGUGCUUGUUUUUGGGUCUUGACAAUGGAAGUGUAAUUGAAUUCACAGCAGCUCCAGAUUACAACAGUAUUACCCAAGUUCGAGAGUACUUGAGCCACAAGAUUCGAGUUACAGGCGUCAUCUACUGUCCCAUUGCCAAGUGGGUUCUCUCAGCUGCCAGUGAUAAGUUCUUUGUAUAUCAUUGCACGAGCAGCGGGCGACGACUUGGAGGCCAUCAGUGUUCAGCGUGGUGCACGGCCCUCCAGUACGAUGCCAAGAGCAGGCAUGUGUUUGUAGGAGACUAUGGAGGACAGAUAACAAUGCUCAAGCUGGAAGAGACUGGGCCACAGGUCAUUACAGUUCUCAAGGGUCAUAAUGGCUCCAUACGGUCUCUCGCCUGGGAUGUGGAAAGGCAGCUACUAUUCUCAGGUUCCUUUGACCAGUCUGUCAUUGUGUGGGACAUUGGGGGAGGCAAAGGAACAGCCUUUGAACUUCAAGGACACACAAGUAAAGUAAUUUCUUUAGUUUACUGCAAGAAGAGUCACCAGUUAAUAUCAGGAGGGGAAGAUGCCAUCGUUGUCUUCUGGGACAUGAAGGCAAACAGGCAGGAGACUCCAGAGUGGCUCCAGUCUGAUAUUUGCCAGUACUGUGAGCGACCCUUCUUUUGGAAUAUAAAAGCCAUGAUGGAUCAGAAGCAGAUUGGUCUGCGGCAGCAUCAUUGUCGAAAAUGUGGUAAGGCUGUUUGUGACAACUGCAGCAGCAAGAGAUCCUGCAUCCCUGUGAUGGGUUUUGAAUUUGAUGUAAGAGUGUGUGACAAAUGUCAUUCAACUAUCUCAGAUCAAGAACUGAAUGGAGAAAACCGCCAAUCCUUGGCCAAGUUCCACGAGGUGAAACAUAGCAUAGUGAACAUGGACCUGGACGAAGAAAAUGGAAUCCUGCUCACUGUUGGUCAAGACCGAAUCAUGAAGAUAUGGGAAGUGUCGAGUAUGCUGAAUUGAUCCCCAGAGGAAGGUGAGGAACCAUGGCAGACCCAGGUGCUGCAAGCAGCUGGAGAGUGUUAGGGGUCUUGCCAGUGUCCCCCACCUAAUGAAGGCCAGGAAUAAAAACAGCAGGGUGAGAAAAUUCAGGAAUGUAUUGUUGGGCAUAGAUAAUUGCUAAUCAUUGUUUGGGUCUCCCUGUUUUGGGAUUCUCUUAUUACAGAUUCAUUUUUACAUUGAAUUAUGUUCUUUGUCAUUUAAAUGCAAAGUAGCUGUUCAAGUGUGCUUUGAUGUGUGUCAUAUGGAUAAGGGGUUAGAUGAGGCAUGGUUCAGCGUUCGAGCUGGCAGUGACAGCACUAACAGCUGACUCGAACAGGGAGAGCACAUGUAGGGCUGAUUGCAAAACCUGCUUCAAAAGUUUGUUACCAAUAUUACAGUGCUUUCUCUGUUGAAUUUUUUUUUUCUAUUCAGUGCUGUGAAAUAUAUUCUCAAUGAAGGCGGUGAAGUGUCAGCAUGUCACAGAGUUAAUUAAAGCUGUUCUCUUGGUUGCAUUCCACAAGCUGUCAUCUCAGUCUCUUGUCUGACACUUUUCAGCUUUCUGGGUAUUUGUUGUUGCUUGAAAUGUAGUCUGAAUGAAUACAUUUAUCAAUGGACACAUUUAACUUCCACUUUGUUUUGACACUGACAAAUUUUCAUAUAUAGCAUGCCUUCAUUGGGCACUCAGCCGUCCACCCUUCUUACAAUACUUGAGUGAACAUGAAAAUGUCUUACAAUUAACCAUAAUGACUUUUUUAUUCUAUUUCCUGAUUUCCUGCUAGUUGUGUCCAUUAUAUCCAGUAUAGAAUGAUUUUCUAGAGGAGAAAGAUAUAAUGAGUUGCAGAAGAUGGUUUUGAGAUUAAUUAUUAAGUAACUACUGCUUCAUAUAAUACUGAUGAAAAGAGUAAAGUAGAAGUGCUGAGAAACAUCUUAAGAGCUUCAAGGAGAGAAUGUGUUGGAUUUGAGACAGUGAAGAAUACUAUGGAUUAUAAAAAUUAUGUGAUAGACAAAUUAAAGAAAGUGUUGAUAAUUACAGUAUGCUGAGGGAAUGAGGAAGAUAAAUAUUGGUGAAAGAAGCUAGAUCAACAGUUUUAACUGAAAGAUAGGAUAAUUAUACAUGGAAUAGAAUAGAGUGCGAAUGUGCUGACAACCAACAGUCUUAUAUGAAUGUUUUAGGUUCAUAUAAGUGGGUCUGGGUUACAUUCCUUUAACCCUUUUGGUGCACAUGGCGAGGAAGCGAAUAUCCCCCAAGGCGCACUCUGGCAGCCCAACGGGGAGUCUCUUUUAAACUCUGUAUCUCAAAAACUAUUCAUCACAGCUAAAAAACAAAAACACCAUUGAAAAGAGGAGGCCAAGAUCUAUAGGAUUUGGUUAUGUAUGCCUCUCCUGGGAAUGUACACGCACGUUCGGGGGGUGUUGCCUGUGAACACUUACAUCAGUGCGUCCGCGACGGUCAGCCAUAUUGAGGCAACUGCGGACAUCUCUCCACGAGGUGCUGGCAAGGUAGUAUUGCCAACUGCAAAAUUUACAACUAUUUUGUCAAAGAAUCAGUCAGGUGAUAGGUGAAACUAUGCAAAAAGGCCACUAUAUUGAACAAGAACAUCCACCAGUUACUCGUCCGUAAAUUUCCCGUACUAGGCUGAUGUGAUUUUCCACCAAAUUUAGUGGAAAACCCACUCAAUUGGCAAUACUGUGUUGUGAAAUAUAGUGUUGGAACACUCUCAUACGUGAGAGAUUUGAGUGUGGCUGGAGCUCCCAGCGAAUGUUUAGCACCACCAGCAAAUGCGCUACUGCACGCUGCGAGCGUUUAGCAAUGAAAGGGUUAAUAUGAAAGCCACUGCUUCCUUUGAAUGUUGCUGGUUUGUGAAACAUCUUUCUUAGCCAAUGAAGAUCUGAUUGUAGACAUAGUCAGGUCUGAGCAACAGGGCAUGGGAGUACUUAAUGCAACUAAUUUAACUUGAUGAUUUUGUAUGACCAUGCAUGUUUUGCUUGCUUCUUGAGGCUUGUCUUCUUUCCUGCUUGUGCAGUAACCGGGAAGUCAUAACUGAUAAUAAGACUUUGUAGUUUUCUUUAAUGAAGCAAAGUUUUGGUACUAGUUAGGCAUGUUAUCAGAGGGUUCAUGAAUUACUGAACGUUGGGAAAGCUGCAGCAUUGCACUAAAUGCUUAGUGACUCGCUCUCUGUUGAAAUAUGUUAGUUAUAUGGAAUUCAAGUAAAUCCUCAUUCACACUGACAAUCCAAGUUUUCAUCAUUUUAUUAUCAUGUUAAUGAUGUGAAAAGACUGAAUUAAAAUUUACUUUUGCUUUACACUGAAGUGAAGGUAAGUACAAUUUUAACUACAAAGUCAGCUUGCUUAAGAUUGAAUGAUCUGUGAAAUUCUUCAGCAGGGGUCUCCUAUCUAGAUUUGCUGAAACUUGACUCUCCUUGUAGAUUUAUGUCAAAUUUCAGUUUGUCUUUUGUAACAUCCUUGUUUUGUUUUCUUCUUCAAAAUUUGUGUGAUGAUGUUGAUAUAUUGGCGAAAAUUUCUUUCCGAAGGGUGCGGGACUUUGUGUGUCCGAGGUGUGUGGGGGAAGAUGAGGGUGGUAAUGGUGAAAAUGACAGGUUGGUGGUGGAUGGAGGUGUGUUGGAGGAAGUACAACAAUUCUGCUAUUUGGGAGAUGUGUUGGACUGUGAAGCAGGAGUAGAGAGAGCAGUGAGAGCAAGAGUGGCAGUUGCAUGGAGAAGGUGGCAAGAAAUGGCCAGUCUAUUAGUGAACCACAGCAUAAUAUUGAGGAGCAGAGGAAGUGUAUACAAAGCCUGUGUGAGAUCUGCUCUUUUGUACGGAGCAGAAACAUGAGCACUGACAAGCAGACUGAUGGACGUCUUAUGCAGGUGUGAUCGCAGGAUGCUGAGAUACGUGGCAGGAGUGAGGUGGCAGGACGGGAAGUCUAGCAAUGAAGUAGCUGAGAUGUGUGGGGUUGAGGACCUUUUUGUUGAGUUGAGGAAGAGAAGACUAAGAUGGUUUGGACAUGUAAAAAGAGCAGGGGAGGGGGUGCUGAAGGAGGUGGAGGAGGUGAGAGUUAGGGGAUGGCGGCCAGUAGGAAGGCUUAGAAAAAACGUGGAGUGGGUGUGUGAUGGAGGAUAUGAAUAUAUUGGGGAUAGAGGAAGAUAUGGCACAAGAUCAGAUGUGGAGAACAGUCAUCGCCUGUCCUACCCCAUCUUAAUUAAAUGGGAAAAUAUGGAUGUUAAAUGACAAUGAUGAUGAUAUAUUGGAUAUGAGUAUUGCGUAUACCAAUGCAGCCCCAUAAAUUCGGAAUAACCAUAAUGGUACCCUCAUAUGUGGGUUUAGACCUAUUGGGCCCUUUGUACUCUUGACCAUAGCGAUUAGAGCUAAUUAAUGUUUCUAGAAGUCACAUACAAUGGAAAAUGUAAAAGAAAAUGGUGAAAGUUUAUUGAGAGAAUUACUUCUGACAAGAAUUCAGCAUUAUGGCUGAAUUAUGUAUUGUCUGAGUAUCCCUGUUGGUGAGGAUUAGCUAAAAUCUAACAAUUCGUCGAGGAUGAGUAAUAUCAGAAUUCUAACUACACCGGGUAUUCGAUAUAUGCGAGUUCAAAAUAUGCAAAUUCGCUCAUAUGCGACUAACCUAAAUGUGCCAAGUAUUUGUUUUAUGCGAGAAAAAUUCCCUAUUAUGCGAAUAGCGGCGCUGGUGCGACUGGUUGGUGAGUUAUGGUGGCAACUCGCACUAGAGGGCAGAGGGUGCAAAUGUUUUCCCACAAUUUCCACGCCUAUGAUUAAACUUUUCCUCCCUCUGAUUCUAAAGUUAAUCCUCAGGCAACUAAUUAUCAGCUUAAAUUGUAGAUAUUGGGUGUGUCUCCCCGGAAGCAAUCAGCAGCUCUGGGCUGUCAGACUCAGAGAAGCUCUACCCUGAAUGGGGUACAUAUAACUUCAAGUAUAAUAUCCAUGUCCUGAUUUCCCUUCAGUAAGAUUCAAAAUACAUAUGAAUAUACAGUACGUGAUAUAGUAGAAAAAAGCAUGCACAUUUUAACUGUUGCAUUAGUGCUUUAUUAUUGUGAAAAGGUGCCGGAAUAAAUAGUUAGAGGGUUCAAAAACGGGUUGUGGAACAUAACACCCUAUAACUAAUGGGAUAAUUGGUUCGAUAUAUGCGAAUUCAUAUUAUGCGAGCUUUUUGUAGAACAUAACCCUCGCAUAUAACGAAUACCUGGUGUAUAUUAAAAACUAGUCAGUCAUGGGGGACGUACAUCUAGUCCUGGCUUCCUGCAUAUAUUAUCUAGUCAAUUUAUAGAGCUCUAAUUUAGGGAAGAAAUUUUUUUUUCAACUUUGUUUAAGAGCUUGGAUAUCUGAGGCAGUGGGCAAAGGAACAUCAUUUCUACCAAUUUCAUGAUUUUCUGUUUUUUGUGUCAUGGCAUUUCCAUUCUCUGCUCUAAAAGACUGGCAUUGUGGCUAAUAUGGCAUUCAUUUGUUAGGAAAAUCACAUCCAAAAAUGAUAUAGAAACUGAUUGCAGUUGUGUAAUAUGUAUGCAUUUAAGACGUUAAUUUUCUGAAAAUAUAUAGAUAUCUCCAUCUUUUGACAUCUAAAUGAAGGAAAUCAUGUGGUUGUUUCCUGAGUACAGGUGAAUGAAAAUGCAAAAUUUGUGAGCAUUUUGCCAGAAAUGUUAUCUUGAUGCUUGUGUCAUUUGUUUGCCUACUGUCUCAUAUAUAUAUAUAUAUAUAUAUAUAUAUAUAUAUAUAUAUAUAUAUAUAUAUAUAUAUAUAUAUAUAUAUAUAUAUAUAUAAACAUUUAUUUUUCUCAUUUAACAAUGGCACUUGUUCCUCUGUUCCUGGUCAUGCCUUAUGACCCCAUUUUUGGACAGCUAUUUGUAUCUAUUGCCUGAGUUUGGUUAUCUUAACAAUGCAUUUGUGCUGCUUUAGGAUCUUUUUUAUUGCAUUUAUAUCAUAAACCAGUAGAUUUAUGUUUAGUCUACACCAUCAGAUUAUUAAAAGAUUUAUGUUUUAAUUGUUUUCAAUAAUUUAUUUAUUUUGUUAGUUUUAGCGUUGAUUUACUUUGGAAAAGACAGGGAAGCUGAAUGUUUUUUCUCUUGUGUACCAUGUAUAGUCACACAAGUUUCUUUGAUAUGAUAUAAAUAUAUUGUUGGAUUGUAGAGGGAUUAAUUUUUUUUUAUUUUAUUUUAUUAUUUUUUUUUUUUUUCUAGAAAUGAAUUCCAUUGUAUUCCUCAAACUUUACAGUUAAACAGGUAGUUUUUUUUUAUAGGUUAUGCUUUAGAGAAAGUGUUUACAAAACCUAUUUCACUGUAUUAGUCUUUCAAUCAUGUAUUACCACAGAAAUAAUUUUGUAAGAGAUGGAAUAUGUACUUCACCAAGAAAGUUUUGACUUGCCUCAGAUUUUUUAUGCUUUGCUCUCAAAAACAGGUGGAUUUUUCCAUUUGAUUGCCCUAAGUCAUUGAUUGAUUCAGAGUUAUCAUUUAUUUGCCAUCAUCAAUCACUUUUGAUCAGAUGUUUCCAAAAUUCUUCUUUCUUGACAGAUUUUGCACCUUUGCACCAAGUUUCAUAGUUUGAAAAACUUUUGUGUAAACCUACUUACAGACAGACAAAUAAAAAGCACUGAAAACACAAGCUCCUUGCUGUUGGCAGAGGUAACUAGGCUGUAGUAUUUUAUUGACACUGAGGGUGCAGUAACUAACAGUUGGCAUGGAGAAAUGAUAAGCUGACAACAGUAUGUAACUUCUCAAGGCUAACCUAGUACAUAUUCUUCAAAACUCAGGUUGCUAUUGAAGUUAGUAUGAUUCCCCAAAAAAUAGUUUUUUUUUUUUUUUUUUUCUUUAGUAGUUUUCACUGAUAUGUGAAGAAUAGGUAUUAUGAUGUUGGUUCUUUGGCCAUUGUGCCUUCAUAAUCAGUUUGCAAUGACAUUUCUGUAUUGCACUGAGAUACUUUUUCUUUACCCUAACUUAAUCUUUUCACCAUCCAUUAUUCUUUUACUAUCAACACUCACACUUCUCACUUUCCUAAUGGUACCUGCUGUUUUAAUUUCUCACCACUUUGCACAUCUCUGUGUCUGAUAUUUCCAUAUUUCGUUCAUAAAGAGUGUCAAUGUGGUCAAAUUAAACUCUUCUGUAUUGUCAUUCAUACCUCUGAGAUGUAGCUUAUACUGUGGUACACUUGUGUCAUAACAUUUUGAGGAUAGCCUAAAUUACACACCAUUUAUCAUGUUUUGCAUUCACUUGUUCCACUUGAGAUAUAAAGAACACUGUUAUUAAAGUAUGCUAGUAUCUAUAUGCUGUAUUGGGAAACAUGAUGAACACCUCUAGAAUACCAUAACCAAUAAACUAAGUAUGCUGAUUAAAGAAAAAAAAUGCAUAUAAUCUCAUAAGUUGCUCUGGUAUGUAAAAUGUUUGGUACUAGGCACAGGAUGAUGAUUCCUUCUGAACUAAAAAGAAUGGCUGAAUCACCCACAAGGCUAUAAUCCGAAUACCUCAUGUUUUUAUCCCCUGACAUGCAUGGGAUUUUUCAAAAUAGUCCAUUUAAAGGUAAAGCUAAAGUUAUUUAUCAGAAACAUCUUGUCUUUAUGUUUGUGCUCCCCAGGGCGGCAACACUAUAAAUUUACCUGUGAUGCCCCUUGUCAUUGCUGGGGUGCAGCUCUGUUCAGUUGUUGAAUUAGCUCUUUUAAACUUAAUGAUGGAAUUACACAUGGAAUGAAAAUAAUAACAGUGUAAAUUCUGUACAUUUCAUUGACAAAUAAUUACUGCAGAAUGAGGGAGGUCCAAGAUCAUAGCUGGCUUAAAACCCUUUCAAAGUCAAGGGGCCAUAGCAGAAGGAAGGCUCAUAUAAGACUGACAGAUGAGAUGUCAUCCAUGUGAUAAGUACAAAAAAAAAAUAAUUCUGCAGUGAAUAACACGCUGAACAUGUGGGAAAUGGCCCCACAGUCACCCACAAAAGUAGAGCCUCAUUAAUUGCAUUAAUUGGAUUAAAAUCAAAUAGGAUAUUUUACAGGUACAUGAAAAAACUUGGUUGUUUAAUAUCCAUUUUCCAUCAAUUUAUGAUCUCAUUUACAAAAAAAGUGCAUUGGGGUUCAAAAUCCCAGGAGAUCAAAUAGGUGAUUUGUGAGUAAUGUGAGAUGCAACAUAGUAAAUCACACAUUAUCAAGUCUGGCAAGCAGGUCUGAGAUCAUGAAAGCUGCUCACCAAAAUGAACAUUGAUGAAAACAAGUUACAUGAAUGGUGACCAAAUAUUGUGGCCAAAUCAAAUAGAGUGAGCUCAUCUAUCCAUCCAAUUUUUGCACUGCUCAGAACACUGCUAAGUGGAGUUUUGUUGUACAGUCAUGGAAGUUUAGUAUAUUUAGUGCUAUAUAUGUCAGUUUUAAGGUGAUGUUCAUUUUCAAAAUUUUGAAGUCAUUCCUAAGGGUAUACAGAAAUACAGGAGGUGAAAAUUCUGAAUGAUGUUUACAGCUAAUAUAAAAUCCCAUUCAGUGUUCUGCAUGUCAGUCUCAGCAUGCUAGGAACUCCAUUUUCUCAUAAAUACAAAGAGAUUCAAUUCUUGGUUCGUAUUGCCCCUCCAUGUAGUCGACCAUUCUGACCACUAGGUCGUAAUGGUCGACUACAAAUCUACUGGCUUGUGUUUGAAUCCUGACCUGGACGACUGGCGCUUUGCCUACCCAUCUGCUCAUUCUCCCUUUCAGAAUGGGUACCUAGGGAAGGUAAUCUGUUUUAACCUGGAUAUCAUACUUGCCCUGUGGCAUGGGGUACUGGGUUCUUACCCAACACAGGCUGUAGGGGCAAUGAAGAAGUGAGCACUAAGGCCACUCAUAGCAAUAGUGAAUGCCCCCAACUUUACCUUUAUUUGUUACAUAAUGUUAUCAUGAAUACAAAGAGAUCAUGCUUCUUUUCAAUUCUAUGUAACUGGUUGUUCUGUAAUGUCAUUUUGACAUGAUGACCAGACAUAGGUGAUCAAGGCAUGAAAAGGUGUAUGGAAAAUAUGAGUAAAUAGUUAGAGUUCAAGAUUACAGUUAACAGGUUUCAAAGCACUAACAUUGUUGAUACCAGUGGAAGUAUCUGACAGGGAUUCCAGAGCUUAUUGGUCAUAAUGAAAAGUUUCAUACACUUAAAUAGUCCUGUCAAUGUUUUAUGGUAAUUAACAGAAUUUCAUACAGCGAUGUAGAAUUAAAACUGGUGUGUGUUUUGAAUGAUUUGAUCCAUAAAAUAGAAUUUCUUGUAAAAAUUUGGAGUUCAUUAAUUGUGAACUUUUACUAGAGUGAGUGGAUGUCUUCUGUUUUCCCAUAACACAUCUAUUUUAUGAGAGUGGGUGUAGGCAUGAGUAAGUUUCCAUAGCCAUUCAAGCCUUUUAUUGCCCCAUUCCCAUAGUAAUAUAAGGCCUUCAAAUUUUCACCUUCUUUGGUUUCAUUCCCAUACUGCAGUCAAGGACUCAAAGCCAUUUGUAAGCAGCAGAUUUCUUUGGGGGCUUUUUCAACGGUUACUGUUGAUUGAAUGAAACAUUUGAAGGUUAAGCCAGGUGUUGGACCACUCAAAGUUGUAUGGACAAUGUGGCAGUCUAAUAUCCAUAUGCUAACCACUUAGCUGCUACCUACAGUAAUAUCAGAAUUAUCCUGAUCUCUCUAUACUGGAUAUGUUUUUCUAGAGCUGAUCUACUGUAAUAUAUUCCUCUUCUGUUCUGUCUUAGAAACAGGCUUACCAAUGGCUUAUGUUACUGGGGUGUUUGCUGCUCUUCUCUGUAAAAUAUGCAAAUUAAUGUUUCAUCUUUUUCAAACAUGUUUGUGACAUAUAAACAAAGUAUUCUGAUAUAUUCAAGCAUGCCUAAUGAUUUUCUCUGAGCAUGUGCCAGACCUGAGUGGUUAGUGUCAUGCUUAAGGAGUCAGAGAAUUUGGAAAAUAGAUUACAAGGACCAAGGUUAUUUCGGCACCCAAGUCAUAAUGUAAUAUGUAAUAGCCUUCGUCCAAGGAAAGUAGCUACUGGUUGAUGCUUACCCAAGGAGUUUGUGACUUUUGUGGGAUUCUGAGUGUAUUUGUGUAUUUGCAAAAAAAGAAAUUUCCUUCCAUGUAAAGCAUAUAUAUGUGCACUAAGAAGUUACUAUAGAGCACCAUCAACUAGCAUUCAACAACUUCUUUGGUCUGGAAGUCUGAGUAACCGAAAUACUAGUUACACAUAUGUACAUAAUUUCAGAAUAAAAGAAAACUUGCAGUUAUAUAUGAAUUAUGAUGAGAGGUGAAUGCUAGUAGUUAUAAAUGUAGAUACCUGUUGAUAGGCAGACUUUUUUUUUUUUUUUUUUUUUUUUUUUUUUUAGGAGCAAGAUGCAAUAUUUAAAUUACCACUCCUGUUUCUGCAUCUGUAUCUAUCUUGCCAAAUUAUAGGUCACUUCAUACAAAAAAAAAAUUGCACCCAUUGGCACUGCAGUCUGUUUUUGACUGGUGUACAUAGUAUGAGAUUAUUUCCUUUUAAAUUUAUAUAUAUUUUUUUGGUAAAUGCAUGAAAAUGGUUACAUGAUAUGAGCUUUCAGUGUAAGUCUGAUCCACUUCAUUGUAUGUGUAUUGUAUUUCAAGAUUUCCAUUAUUCUCAUUAUUUUUAGAUCUUGUUUUUUUUUACAGAUUUCCUAAGGGAAACCAUGUGAUACUUAGUUUUAAGCUUGAUUUAAAUGGUCAGUGAUGACCACAAGAGCCCUUGCAGGACAUUUGUAUCAAUGGUAAGGACUCUGUUGAGGCAUCAUGUGUCACAAGCUCUUCAGGGUGAUUAGCUUGCUUAGCCCAAGGGGACAGGUAGGCUGCAAAGGUAAUGGCUGAAUAAUGUUUAUGUUUUCCCAUAUAGAUGCUAUACGUACUAUUGCUUGUUUUCUAUAUUCUGUUAUUUGACCUAUCAUGAAACACAUCAUGGUGAAAGCCUACCAAUGUGCAAGUUACAAAGGCUCUCUGAGUGUAAACUCCAGCUCAUAGUUGUCUACUAGAAAAGUGCAUACAACUCCCUCUGUGUACAUGCAUACAUGUGUGUGUGUGUGUGUGUGUGUGUAAGCAGGAAAGGCUUAUGACUAGUGCAACAGGUUCAGCAUUAUAAACUGUUAUACUUAAUAAGAGUUGGAUGGUACAUUAUUCAACAAGAAUAUUUAAAUAUGAUGCUAUGUAAUUGCAUUAUUUAAUGUACAUUGAUUUUAGAUUCCUUAGAGCAAAGGAUACGUUAUAUACCAUCAUGUAGUGGCUUUUGAUACUGAGCCACAUCAGUAAAGGAAGUCAUUUACUAUUGGCAAAACUAUUAUCUUGAGCCUCUCAGAUGAUCACCAGCUGCCUCACUUAUUGAAAGAGCUCAGAAGACUAAAGGUGAAUAAUUAUAGUGGGACUCUCUAAAAUGAGGAGACCUGGCAGUGACACAAUCAAAAGGAGGGGGGUACAAAUGAUACUGAUCCAGCAUAAGCAAUGGUAUCCGUCUGGGGCAUCUUCAGCAAACUGCACCCAUUUGUUUUUGUGGUUACUAUGGUUGAUAUCAUAUUUGAGGGAAGCUGAAGCAUAUCUUGGGCUUCAUAUAUCUUAUUGCAGUGUAUGCUCCAAUGAGAUGAGUAAAACUGAAAAGGAGAUGUUUAUCUGUCUAUAUCUCUGAGGCCCUGGGGAACUUCCCUCCAGGGGGUGGCCAUCGCUGAAGUUUCUCCAUCUCUCCCUGUUCUGGGAGAAAACACCAAAUUAAACUCAUUAAUAGACUAUUGCCCCUCUGUGACACACUCAUUGAUUGGAUGACUAAUGCUGAAAGUGGCAAUGAGGGAGUUGGUUAUGGGUCGUUGGUCCAUAUGAUCAUGGUACCAGGAACACCAACAUUUCUCUCUUCCUGACUUUUGAAUAAUCCAGAAGAUUGAAAAUUGAAAGCUCUUGAUGUCAGAGACCAGAGGUGCACACCACUUGAUGUGGUAUAUCAUUGCUGAAGGGAUCACUGAAGAGAUUGAGCACAUCCUUGUAAGUACUCAUUGGAGGAUCCUCCAGAACUGCAUGAUUUUUGGAAUGUUUAUUUCCUUGCAGCUGAGCAUAAACUUGUUGCUGCACUCGAAGUUACCAAAUUGUUUUGAGAAACUGAAGGACUUGGCAUAUGAUAAUAUUAUCAGUAUGCAGUGACCGUCUCACGUCAGUUCAGUGUGCCCUGCAACCUUGAGGACCCAGUAAAAUUGUGGAUACCUUCAAAUGUGAAACUCAUCAAUCUGCUUUGAAGAGUUGCUGAGGGAAAGGAGUGGUUUUGCCUCAGAGGAAAUGUUGGAGAAUAUCAUGGAGUCACUCCCAGGUUUGCUGGGAGGAUGUAGGACUAGAGCUCUCCUGAGAUAUUUCCAAAGAGAAUUGUCAGGAUUCUCGUGGAGAAAUGUUGAGGGUCAUUUCAAUGUUAAUAACCUCCAAUCUGCUUUAAAAGUCCUGAAACCCAGGUCCAAGCCUUCCUCUCGUGUGAGUGAUGUACAAACAACAGAUGAUUGCCUCAUGUCAGACAUGAAUGAGCCACCUAUUGACAAAACCCCACUCACUCUUAAAAAGAUAAGAGCCUGUGGCAAAGUCAAAGAUUAGAAAGGUAGCUGGUGUUUAUAACACUAGUGCAGAGCUUCUCAAAACUUGAGGUCCAGUCAUGGUUCAUGGGUUGAAUGCAGCCUUGACUGCUGCAUGACAGUCUGGAACUAUACCUCCUUACUGGUAAAAGAAGCUGGUCAUCCCCAUCUGAAAAAGGAAGGUGACUGUCAGGACUGCAACAACUAUCAGGAUACUAAUACACUGUUCAUUGUGCCAGGAAAGCUGCCUUCCCAUCUGUUGUUCAUAAAGAAUUCAGAGCCAACUGCAAAAGUUGCAGAGUCCUAAACAGUCAGGGCUCAUGCCUGGUAAAUUGACAACUGUCUGUAUCAUACUGCUUUGCUUACUGGUGGAGUGCCAACAAGAGUUUCGACAAGGGAUGCUUGCAGCUUAUGUCACUCUCAAGAAGGCAUUUGAUUCAGUGCAUCAUGAAGCUCAGGUAUUUUGUACACCUUUGUAGGCUUCUUGCAUGGACUGUUGAUUUAUUGACUGGCCUGUAAUUUGGGUCUGAUAAUGCUGUGAAGUGUGGAAGGGCAUACAUAGUUUCUUUUCUGUGAAUAUCGGAGUGGGGCAGAGCUGCUUCCUUUCCCCAUCACUUUACAGCACUUGCAUGGACUGGUUAAUAGGCAGAGUUGUUGACCAAAGUCAUUGUAGACCAUCUGUUGUUAAUACCAGGGUCAACAACUUUGUUUUUGCUAUCAAUUCAGUAAUUCUCGCCAAGUCACUGAAGGUAUCCGUGAUGGCUUCCAAGGCACUGCAUGAGACGAAGCCGUUAGAACUUAAGGUCUCCCAGAUCAACACUAAAUCACAGGUGUUUGAAGACUUACUGGACAAAAAAUACAAUCUGUUCAUGGAUGCAGUGAAGACAUGAAGAUCUUGGAAAAUUUCACAUACCUUGGUAGUGUAGUGUAGAACAAUGAUGGAUCGUGGAUGAAGUCUUACAGUGGAUUGGCUGAGCACAUGGUGUUACUGACUCACUCAAUAUGAGUAUGUGGCAUUGUUGAUACCUGUGCAGGACAAAGAUGUAGAUCUUCAAGUUACUUGUGCUCCUUGUCUUACUUUAUGGCUGUAAGACAUGAACACUUUGAUAGUGUGUCAAAACAGCAAAAACUUAUGAGACUCGAUAGAGACUCAUUACCUGCAAAGUCCAUGAAUGCCAACUCUGGCUAUUAUAUGGUCAUGACAUAUGCUACCCAGAAGUCGACACCCUGGUCAACAGGUUGUGUCUGUAAGAGACAAUCUAGUGUAGAGGAGGUCAAGGAAGUGCCAGCAAAUCUUGUAGCUUGAGCAAGUUAAUGGAUCUUGCCAGAAGAUUAUUUGGAACUGGAAGGGUCCUGCAUGGAGACUUGCUUAGGAGAACCACUGGGAAUAGCAUUGUAGGGUUGGUGAGGUAACACCCCCCCCCUCAUGACAUAUGCUUCUGUUGAUUGAAUACCAUUGUAAUAAUACCUACUUUUACCCUACCAGCAAGUGUAACAUUGACUUAAUAAACGGAAGUUAUUGCUUUUAGAAAUAUUUGUAAACUGGACCACUGGAAGCAUUGAGCCAGUAAGUUGGUUGUCUCUGCUUUCUGAAUAUGUAAUAUGUAUUUGUUGUUAAAGAUAAGUUCCGUCAUGAACCAAGAAUGCAUAAUGACAGUUAUUUCCAAAAUGUCUGCACUUUCUUUUGAUUACGACCACCCAUUGUAUGACAUAUUUGCAUUUGAAAUUUUGUAACUAAUGUAUGAGAUACUCUAUGACACCUUUAAUGAUAAUAGAUGAGUGACCUUUGAAGUGCUAUGUCCACUUGCUUCCAUAUAAUUAGUAAGAGAAAUUCUUAGGAUCUGAUAAACUACUAAAUGUGACAAUAGGAUGUACAUAGGUUUUACCAAAUACAUAUAUAUAAUUUUAUAUAAGUACAGGAUAUUAAAUGUUUGAGAAUGA